Molecule: messenger RNA, 1448 nt
Organism: Striga asiatica
Lineage: Eukaryota; Viridiplantae; Streptophyta; Magnoliopsida; Lamiales; Orobanchaceae
Source: the annotation of a GenBank genome assembly
UUUCUUAGUGCUUUCUUUCGAUAAAGUUUGAACCACUUAAAAAAGUCAAAAAGAAAAAAAAAGAUCACUAGUUUUCGAGAAUAGAAGGGCGUUUUGUUGAAGCAGGGUAAGAAGAUCAAGAAACUGCCACAACCUCUUAGAUUCUAUCUUUCAUCAGAGGAAAAUGCUGGCAGUUUUCGAAAAAUCGGUGGCGAAAAGCCCUGAUGCCCUGCUGCAGAACACACAAAACGAAUCUAUUUGCGCCCUCAAAGAUGGAUCAUUGGCCAACCAUUUCUCGUCCGUACAUCCGACCGCCGUCCUCAUCAACCUCGGAUAUUCUGGUUUCAUGGCCUACUCAUCAGACAAACAGAACCCUCUUCUUCCUAGAUUGUUUGCGGUUGUAGACGACAUAUUCUGCUUGUUUGAAGGCCACAUUGAGAAUGUUGCACAUCUAAAGCAGCAAUAUGGAUUGAACAAGACGGCAAACGAGGUUAUUAUUGUCAUUGAGGCUUACCGAACAUUGAGGGAUAGAGGUCCUUAUCCUGCAGAUCAAGUCGUGAGAGAUAUUCAAGGGAAGUUUUCCUUCGUUCUCUUUGACGGUGCUUCCAAAGCCACAUUCAUUGCCUCUGAUGUUGAUGGAAGUGUACCCUUAUUCUGGGGAACUGAUGCUGAAGGCCACCUUGUUCUGUCUAGUGAUGGAGCCUUAGUGAAGCAAGGUUGUGGAAAAUCGAUUGCUCCCUUUCCCAAAGGAUGCUUCUUCACAUCCUCGGGAGGCCUGAGGAGUUACGAGCAUCCAGUGAACGAGCUGAAAGCUGUGCCGAGGGUUGACAGCUCGGGCGAAGUCUGUGGCCUAACCUUCAAGGUCGAUGCUGACUCACGCAAGGACAAAACCAGCAUGCCAAGGGUUGGAAGUGAUGCCAAUUGGUCCCAACACUACUGAAAGUCUGAAGAAACACCACUUACUCUUAAUCACUCUCUCUUACUUAUCAAGAAGCUUGUGUCACUUAUCUGGCCUUUGAAGGAGUAAUUCGAAAUGAACGAAUCGUUUUUGUCUACCGUGUGACAAGCCAUUUUAUAUGAUCAUGAAAACAUAAUUAAAAUAAUCACACUUGUGUUUCUGUACUGGUUGUGCGUGUAUGGUGGGCUUUGUCUACUGCGUUUUUCACUUAAUUAUGUUUCGUUAUUGUUUCGAUAAACCUCCCAAGUCGAGUCGAUUUGUACGGAUGCUACCAUGAAAUAUGAGAUAUAUUUGCAUGGAACCUUUAUGUAGUUUGUUGUUUGGUUUUCAAAUGCAUGGAGUUGCUAAUAAGUUUAGGUCAUGCUUGUUUUUGUAGACAAGCCAAGAUUAUGCUCAUAAUCUUGGCUGAGUCUUGUGUUUGUUUCCCUGGACAAGGGCCGCAAGAUAUCUCAUGCUCAGAGAUUGUAUUGUAAUUUAUCUACUUUUCAUCAUUAUUUUUUUUUUAACGGAA